Corapipo altera (White-ruffed manakin) is the source of this 721-nucleotide messenger RNA. RefSeq names its product reprimo, TP53 dependent G2 arrest mediator homolog (gene RPRM). Lineage: Eukaryota; Metazoa; Chordata; Aves; Passeriformes; Pipridae. Bases 104 to 541 code for a protein of 145 amino acids. The transcript has a single exon. The record is from RefSeq and is a predicted model, not a curated record.
UCAGCUCGGUCAGGCUCGGCUCGGGUGGGCUCGGCACGGCUCAGCCCGGCCCGGCACGGCCCGCCUGCAUGCGGCGGCGGCGGCGGCGGGGCUGCCGGGCGGGAUGAGCGGCUCGGGAAUGCCGGCAGGGAUGAACGGCUCCUCGGCGGGGCUGCCGGGCGGGAUGAGCGGCCCGACGGGGCUCCCGGGAGCGCUGCCCGGUGCCGGGGGACUCCCGGCAGGGCCGAACGGCUCCUCGGCGGCGGCUGCGGGGCUGCUGGCGGGGGCCGGGGGCGCGGCGCUGGAGCUGGAGCGGGCGCUGCGCUGCUGCACCGCCGCCUCCGUGGUGACCGACGGCAGCGGCGCGGCCGAGGAGCGCAGCCUGUACAUCAUGCGGGUCGUGCAGAUCGCCGUCAUGUGCGUCCUCGCCCUCACCGUCGUCUUCGGCAUCUUCUUCCUCGGCUGCAACCUGCUCAUCAAGUCCGAGGGGAUGAUCAACUUUCUGGUGAAGGACCGCCGGCCGUCCAAGGAGGUGGAGGCGGUGGUGGUGGGGCCCUACUGACCGCCCGGCCCCGGGACAGCGCCCGGCCCCGCCGCGGACACGCCGCCGCCUCGGCUCGGAGCUUUUUCCUCCUUCAAAACCGUCCCACGGACGAUUCCCGGGAUCCCGGAGGCCCCGGAGCCGCCCGGCCCGUCCCGUCCGCCCGCGGGCUGCCAAGUAAAACGUGCUCUCAUGGCAACA